UGGUAUUACAGUGCGGUGUAGGGUGGCCCUGACUCAUUGACACCUGCCAUAACCAGGGAGAAGGUACAUACAGGCGGAGUGAAAACCUUUUUCUGGUCGGAACAAUAAGAGUAAUUAAAAGUCUACACUCCAGUUUCCAUCAGGGAGCCUCAUUCGUCAGUUUUUUUUUCAUUGGUAUGUACAUGAUAGUAUAUGAGAAGAAACAGGAUUCAUGUACACCGAUAACAUUAAGGUAGUUAUGCCAGUGCCGCCUCCGCCUCCACCACCACCUCCACUUGCUCCCCCUCCACCAGGGGCUCCACCACUACCUUCUGCACAUGUAGAACUUCCCAAACAAAAUACAAACGAGCUAACAGGGCGGAAUGCUUUGCUAAGCGAUAUCCACAAAGGAGUACGGUUGAAAAAGGUGACACAAAUCAAUGACAGGAGCACCCCAGUCAUUGACAAACCCAAGAAUGGGUGUGGUGCAGGAGCUGUGGGUGGAGCAUCAACACAGCCUACAGUGGGUGCUGGCUUGUUUCAGGAAGGAUUUCCUGUUCUCAGACCUGCCGGACAGCGAGAUACUUCAGAAAGAGGUUCCAAACCAGCUGUUCAAACUUUCAGUAUGAAAGUCUCACCAUCAAGACUCUCGGUCCAGAACGAAAGUGCCAGAAAUGAGAAAAAUGCAUUUAAGCAACCUGAAUGUCCAGAACCCUUUGAUUUAUCUAAAGGUCAAAAGACAGUUCAAAACCAUCUUAUCAUGUCUGCCCUUAUACCCCUUUCAAGUCAGAAUAAAUCUCUGUCAACAUGUCCCUCUUCUACAUCUUCAUUCUCAUCUUCAUUCAAUAAUAAAUAUACAAAAAAUGCAAUAACAAUACAAUCACCUUCACCACCAGUUGCUCCUUCAAUUCCUCCCCCUCGUCCACCUAUACUUACAAAUGUUAAACCAUUUAAAUUUCAAUACAUACAACAACCACCAUCACCUCCUCCACCUCCUCCGCCACCAUCUCCACCACCUUCCUAUAAUUUUCAAGAGCAAGCUUCAGAUUUUAUAUUCCCUGCUCCGCCUCCACCUUCUAUACUUUAUAUUGAAGACUGUACUGAUUUUCCUCUGCCUCCUCCCCCACCACCUCCCUUACCUCCAGGCCCUGCCUUUACUCCCUGUAAUAAAACUGAAAAUGCUCUGCCACCACCUCCCCCUUUUUUGAAUAGUCUUGAAGUUCCGCCAGCCUUGCCGCCAAAACUACCCAGCUUUUCCAACAAGCCAAGUUUGUCCUCAAUAUCUCCUCCACCACCACCACCACCACCACCACUGCCGCCACCGCCACCACCACCACCUCCAUUCCCUGCCUACAGAUAUCCUGGGUCUAGUUCAUCAUCUGGGCAAAUGUCAUAUGGAACCCAGCUGGCUGGAAGGGAAGGUCCAGGGAGGUCUGGAGUACACAGUAAUGGUGGGAAACCAGCACCACCCCCACUGCCACCCGUUAGGUCAUCCAGUACGGAACUUACAAGCAGAAGCCAGCAUAUACCCGGCCUGACCUGGACAUCGCUGCACUCUGUUCCUCCCCCACCCCCACCGGCACCACUAGUACCACCACCACCUUUGCCACUUAAAGUUCGACAAGGAGCUUUGACUACACAGUCACCAAUCUAUGAUGACUUUGAGUCCAAGUAUAAUUUCCAUUCAGUUGAAGACCUUCCAUCUCCAGAUGAGUAUAAAUCAUUUCCCAGGAUAUAUCCCAGCAAGCAACCAAGAGUACAAGGCCACAGAGGGGAGCUGUAGAACUUUUACCACCAUUUAGACCGAGGUCACCUCAUCAUGUAAACUUCAAGCAGUUAGCAACAAAACUCAUCUGGCUACAACACCAUUAAGAUGAGUUGUUAAUUUCGCUGCUUGUGGUUGAGACCAUCCAUUGGAAGACAGCAUGUGACAUCACAGAAGAAAGAUGUUUCUGCCUUGAAUUUAUUAAAAUAGCUAUUCCUAAGUUAGUAAUAUGAAAACAAUUUUCUUCAUAUACUUGAAGAAACUUGCGUUCCUUUGUAAUUAAUAGUGACAGAAAUUGUUCCAUUGUUGAUCACAUUUAUCUAUAUCCUAGCAAAAUAGUUAAAAUCAUUAUAAAUUAACAUAAUAAUUGAAAUGUACAUUUCGAUCAUUAAAAAAAUUUAGAAGUGCUGUCUGGACCGAGUAAGGAUUAUUUUAGAUAAAUAGAUGUCAGGAAAUCUGAAUACUUCCAAUUGAAGAGAAUUAUUUGUGAAAAAUAUUAAAUGUUACUACGGAUUGGAAAUACUUCAGUUACAAUUUAUUGUUCCAUUGUUAGUAACACUUAAAUGGGAGUUUGUGUUUUUUUUAAUAUAAAUUUCAUGCACUCGCUCCUAGCUUUGGCAUUAGUUUAGCUUUUUGUGUUUUUUUAAGCAAUUAGGAUUUAACCUAAAUUUCUAUUCUUUUUUAAGGUGCUUUUACACAACUGAAUACCAAAAUAUAGUUUGGUUGUUGGUAUAUUCAGUAUUGUUCCCUGCAGGCGACAUUAUUACAUGUGGUUAAAUACAAGAGUUUUGUGAUGCCCACGUGUUUUGGAUUUGAUCCGUUAAAGGGUAAUCAAAAUUUAAUUCAGAUACUUAAUUUAUCCAAUCAUUCUAAUUUCAAUUUGUUGCUAUUUUUUAAAAAAAACUUUUCCAGCUUUAGUUAUAACUUUGCAACAUCAAUUGUUUGUUAAGUAUUACAAUCAAUUGUGUAAAUACUUUGACUUUGUUUAUCUCUGGUUGUGUAUUUCUUGCAAUAUGAAAUGCAAGAUGCCAAAGCCUGAUAAAUCUUACAUAGUUAUGUUCUUAAUGCAUGUAACUGUAAUUAGUGUCACAAGCCUUCAUUUCAUUUAACUGAAUUAGUCACCAAUGUAGUUUAGUGGAUACAUUGUUGUGGAAAUCCUGAAGCUGUGUUCUAUCACUUACUGUACCUCCAGAGGUUGCAAUGUAGAUUAUACCCUCUUCUUUUCCAGGAGUAACAUCAGUUGGUGUGGCAAGAACUUGCCCUUUUCUUUUACACUAUCAUUAAAAACUUCAUAGAAAACCACUUUGUUCAAUCAGGUUAACUGUUUGUUUUUUUAAAUGGUGAUCCCUCAACAAAAACUAUUGCUGAACAAUAGAUCCAACUCUGAAAGAAAAAUUGUCAAAGGUUAUUAUAUGUCUCUGUUAUGAUAGACUAGUUUUAAAAAACUAGCAAUUUUUCUUGAAGUUUUGCAUGCUAUUUCAGAUUCUCCCUGCACUCUAUAUAUGUUGCAAUCUUUAUUACAAAGAUUUGUAACUUUUUUACAAAGCAAUUUUUUUUUUUCUAGUUAGCUGUCAGUGAGAAUUUUUCAAUGUGAUUAAUUGAUUGUUUGGGUAGCCUGAUAAAUUCAUUGGGGAUACACAGCACUGAUCUUCAGUGAAGAGUGCUAUUAUCCACUGAAUCAUGAGAGGAGGCAAAUGGUCUUACAAUCUCUGCACUAAGACCUCCCAGUCAGGCUUAUGAGGUCAGUGGUGAACAGUCUUACUUCUCCAUAAUGCAAAAUCUAAGCUAAUAUUUCUUUACCUCACCUGAACAAUGUAUUAAAGGUGGAAAGUCUUUAAAGAUUAAAAAAGUAAUUAGUACAAAAUAAUUGAACUCAAGAUAUUCUAGACAAAAUUGCAGGAUUGUUUAUUCAGAAUACAAUGCAUUGAAUAUUCUGUCUAGCUGUAUUUUGCAGGUUUUAAUUUUCUAUGUAUAUAAGCAGUAUUAAAAACACAUUGAAACA
Messenger RNA from Chiloscyllium plagiosum (whitespotted bambooshark), 3746 nucleotides. Lineage: Eukaryota; Metazoa; Chordata; Chondrichthyes; Orectolobiformes; Hemiscylliidae. The record is from RefSeq and is a predicted model, not a curated record.